This is a messenger RNA of Saccharomyces kudriavzevii IFO 1802, 4563 nucleotides long. It is a transcript of the gene DNA2, whose product is annotated as bifunctional ATP-dependent DNA helicase/ssDNA endodeoxyribonuclease DNA2. Gene Ontology annotation, molecular function: 5'-flap endonuclease activity; single-stranded DNA helicase activity. Gene Ontology annotation, cellular component: cytoplasm. The record is from RefSeq and is a predicted model, not a curated record. NCBI's taxonomy places the organism in Eukaryota, Fungi, Ascomycota, Saccharomycetes, Saccharomycetales, Saccharomycetaceae. The transcript has a single exon. Gene Ontology annotation, biological process: replication fork reversal. Bases 1 to 4563 code for a protein of 1520 amino acids.
AUGCCAGGAACGCCACAGAAGAACAAGAGGUCAGCGAGUAUAUCCAUCUCGCCUGUAAAGACGUUAAUAGAGGAAAAAGAGCCUGCUCAUAAUGAUUCAAAGAAGACAUCAUCAAAGCAAACAAAGAGAAAAAAAAAGUAUGCAUUUGCCCCUAUAAACAAUCUGAAUGGAAAAAGUGGUAAGAUACCAAACACAAGUGUGUUGAAGUCAAUAUCUGUUUCACAGGUACGAAAUACAUCAAGAGUUAAGGAGGUAAACAUGACAAUUAGUAAGAGCGGUAACUCAUUACCAAGCCCGCAAGUUAAACUCAAACGCGAAGUGUCGAGUAUGAGCAAGUAUCAUGAUUUAACUCAUGACGAAGACGGCCCUAUGGAAGAAGUAAUAUGGAAAUAUUCGCCCCUACAGCGAGAUAUGUCCGACAAAACAACAAGCGCUGCCGAAUUUUCUGAUGACUACGAAGCUGUUCAAGAUCCCUCUUCAACGCCUAUAGUACCUAAUAGAUUAAAAACUGUCCUUAACUUUACAAAUAUUCAUGUGCCCAGUGCUGACGAAAAUCCUUUCACACAAGAAAAUGAAGACGAGCAAAUACGACCUAAACAUGCAAAUAUAUCUCCAAGGGGAUCCUUUCGUAACAUAGAUGAUAUUCUCGAUGAUAUAGAGGGCGAUUUAACUAUAAAGCCGAGAAGUUCGAAAUUCAGCGAUUUGCCAUCCUCACCUACCAAGGCACCUAAUGUCGAACAACCGGAGGCGGCUGCAGAAACCGCAGAUGACUUAAACACCACAGGAGAUAGUAAUGAUGGUGACGAUUCAUUGAUCGAUAUUUUAACUCAAAAAUAUGUCGAAAAACACAAGGAUGAUAUACAGGUGGCAAUACAAAGUAAAGAUGAUCAAGGAAAUGAAACUCAUGAAACUCAUGAAGAAAAUGAAAAAAAUGAAAAGAGCGGAGAAUGUAAAGGAGAUGUAGUUAAUAAAAUCAAACGAGACGAUGCAUUCGAUAACAACCAAGACGACCGAGGAUAUCAAAGAAGCCAAGAAAAAGAGGAAGAAGAAAAACGUUUAUCAGACGAGUUUUCAGACGAUUCACUAAUAGAGUUAUUGAAUGAAACUCAAACACAAGCAGAAUCCAAUGCCAUCGAACAGGAGAUCGAAAAGGUAGAGGUAAUGGUUUCUCACGAUUUGAAAGUUGAUUCUGAUACUACAUUAUCCACGUAUGUUCUCAGAGCUAAAUUUAGUGCACCAAGAGAUGGUGUAAUACGAUUAGUGAUAAUCAGUAUACGUACUGUUGAAUUGCCCAAAAUUGGAACCCAAAAAAUACUCGAGUGCAUAGAUGCCAAAGGUGGACAAAGUUCUGUGGUCGUUCGGCAUCCUUGGGUAUACUUAGAGUUUGAAGCUGGAGAUGUAAUACAUAUAAUAGAAGGGAAGAACAUUGAGAACAAACGACUUCUUUCCGAUGACAAAAACCCAAAGACUCAAUUAGCAAACGACAAUCUGCUGGUAUUAAACCCUGAUAUAUUAUUCUCAGCAACAUCAGUCGGAAGCUCAGUGGGUUGUUUGAGACGUGCAGUUCUGCAAAUGAAAUUUCAAGACCCUCGUGGAGAACCAAGUCUUGUCAUGACCUUAGGUAACAUCGUACACGAGUUAUUACAAGAUUCGAUCAAAUACAAGCUUUCGCACAGCAAAAUUACUAUAGAAAGCAUAGUACAAAAAUUAGAUUCACUGUUGGAAAGUUACUCAUUCUCAAUUAUGAUCUGUAAUGAGGAAAUACAAGCUGUGAAGGAGUUAAUUAUAAAGGAGCACGUUGAAAACAUCUUGUACUUUGUUAAUAAAUUUGUCUCGAAGAGCAACUAUGGUUGCUACACGUCUGUCUCAGGAACCAGAAGAACACAGCCAAUUUCAAUAUCAAAUGUGAUCGAUAUUGAAGAAAAUAUAUGGUCUCCAAUAUAUGGUCUCAAAGGGUUUUUGGAUGCAACUGUUGAAGCUAAUGUUGAAAACAAUCAAAAAUGUAUUGUCCCCCUAGAAGUAAAAACUGGUAAAUCGAGAAGUGUUUCAUAUGAAGUCCAAGGCCUUAUAUAUACACUAUUACUGAAUGAUCGCUAUGAAAUACCAAUAGAUUUUUUUCUUCUUUAUUUUACGAGGGACGAAAAUAUGUCAAAAUUUCCAUCCAUUUUGCAUUCUGUAAAGCAUAUUCUUAUGUCCCGAAAUAGAAUGAGCAUGAGUUUCAAGCAUCAGCUUCAGGAAGUUUUUGGGCAAGGUCAAUCAAGAUUUGAACUGCCACCAUUAUUGCGCGAUUCAUCUUGUGAUUCAUGCUUCAUGAAAGAGUCGUGUAUGGUAUUGAACAAAUUGUUGGAAAAUGGAACAUCAGAAGAAAGCGGCCUAGUCGAAGGUGAAUUUGAUACAUUAACGAGGCAUUUGCUGCCAAACCUCACUACCUACAAGGAAUUCUUCACAAAGUAUAAUGACCUAAUAACAAAAGAAGAGUCAAGCAUAACAUGCAUCAAUAAAGAGCUUUUCCUAUUGGAUGGUUCCACGAGAGAAUCGAGAAGCGGGAGGUGUCUUUCUAAUUUAGUUGUGUCAGAGGUAGUUGAACAUAAGGAAAAAGAAGGGACAUAUUCAUAUUGUUUCCUGAGAAGCAAUCAAGAUAAUAACGCACAGUCGAUGUUAUCCUCUCAAAUUACCGUCAAUGACUUUGUAAUUAUUAGCGAUGAGGAAGGUCAUUUCUGCCUAUGCCAAGGCCGUGUACAAUUUAUAAAUUCAGAUAAGAUUGGUGUAUCCAUCAAGCGAAAAUUGUUGAACAACCGACUUCUGGAUAGAGAACGAGGAAUUACAACCAUUCAAAGUGUAGUUGACUCUAAACUAGAUCAAUCCAACCUCAUAGCGACUCAAAAUUUGGUUAAAUAUAGGAUCGAUAAAAAUGACAUCCAACAAAGUUUAUCCUUAGCACGAUUCAACCUCCUGAGUUUGUUUUUACCAGCUGUUCCGCCUGGUUUGGAUAUAAUUGACGAAAGAAGUAAAUUAGCCCGAAAGACAAAGAGAUCUGAUGGAGGUAACGAAACGUUACGAUCUUUUUUAAUUGAUAACAGAGCACCAAAAUUUAGAGGUAUAAGCGAUGACCCUGUGAUACCAUACGAACUUUCGGAGGAUAUAACAUUGAACGUGAACCAAAAACAAGCAAUUGAUACUGUGAUGAGAGCUGAAGAUUAUGCAUUAAUAUUGGGAAUGCCAGGAACAGGUAAGACCACUGUCAUUGCAGAAAUAAUCAAGAUUCUGGUGUCCAAGGGGAAAACUGUGCUUUUGACAUCAUAUACACAUUCUGCAGUGGAUAAUAUUUUGACAAAGUUGAUUAAGACCACCAUUAACAUAACGAGAUUGGGAUUGAAACAUAAGGUUCAUCCUGAUACACAGAAGUAUGUACCGAAUUAUGAGUCAGCAAAAAGUUAUAAGGAUCAUUUGGCCAAGAUAAACAGCACCUCCGUCGUCGCCACGACGUGUUUGGGCAUAAACGAUGUAUUUUUUACAUUGCACGAAAGGGAUUUUGACUAUGUGAUUUUGGAUGAAGCAAGUCAAAUUUCCAUGCCGGUCGCUUUGGGACCUUUACGAUAUGGAUGUAAGUUUAUCAUGGUUGGCGACCAUUAUCAGCUACCACCACUAGUAAAGAAUGAUGCAGCUCGAUUAGGCGGAUUAGAGGAAUCUCUGUUCAAAACCUUCUGUGAAAAGCACCCGGAGAGUGUUGUGGAACUGACUUACCAAUAUCGUAUGUGUGGCGAUAUUGUUACUUUGUCUAACUUCCUGAUAUACGACAAUAAGUUGAAAUGUGGGAAUGAUGAAGUUUUUGUACAAUCUCUAACAUUACCAAUUCCAGAUGCUUUAAAGCAAUAUAGAAAUAAGUCAAUAGGUUCGAAGGAAUGGCUCGAAGACAUAUUAGAACCGAACAGAAAAGUUAUUUUCUUGGAUUAUGAUAAAUGCCCAGAUAUUAUGGAAAAAAGCGAAAAAGAUAACAUCACCAAUGUUGGAGAAGCACAAAUUUCCCUACAAUGUGUAGAGGGAAUGAUUUUGAGCGGUAUACCGUGUGAAGAUAUCGGUGUUAUGACGUUAUACAGGGCGCAGUUGAGGUUACUAAAAAAGAUAUUCAAUAAAGAUGCAUAUAAAGGACUAGAGAUCUUGACUGCUGAUCAGUUUCAAGGUCGCGAUAAGAAAUGCAUUAUUAUUUCCAUGGUUAGAAGAAAUUCUCAAUUGAACGGGGGAUCACUAUUGAAGGAAUUGAGGAGAGUCAAUGUUGCCAUGACGAGAGCCAAAUCCAAACUAAUCAUCAUAGGUUCCAAGAGUACAAUUGGCUCCGUUUCCGAGAUAAAAUCGUUUGUAGACUUGUUAGAAGGACGUAAUUGGAUUUAUACAAUGUGCAAAGAUGGGCCUUACAAGUAUAAUUUCCCCGAGAGGCUAGCCUCCACAGAAGGAACACAUAAUGGCCUCAGAAAGAGGACGGGGGCCAAACCCAUCACAUCCGAAUCCAAACUUGUCAGCGACAAACCUAUCAUAAGGGAAGUUUUACAGGAGUAUGAAAGUUAA